AUGUAUGGGAAGGUCAUUUAUAAGGCCAAUUCAAAAGCAUGGGUAACGCAAACAAUAUUUAAAUGGUUUACCAAAAACUUUGUGCCAGAGGUAAAAGAGCAUCUUAAGAAAAUCGGUCUUACGGAUGAUAGCAAAAUCCUUCUGUUAUUGGACAACUGCCCGGCACAUCCAGACGUUCACGAUUUUAAGGCUAAAAACGUUAUUGUAAAAUAUUUGCCACCGAAUUUGCAAAAACUACUCUCGUCAAAUAAUAGAGAAGAUUUUAAGAAAGAAUUUAAUAUAAAGAAAGCCCUGUGGUCCAAUGAUAAUGCUUGGGAUGCUGUUACUUCUGAAGUUUUGAAGAACGCUUGGAAUAAUUUGUUAUGCCCAGAUAAUGAAGGUAUGAAUAUAUCGAAUACGCACGUGAAUGUGGCACAAAUAAUCAAUAUUGCGGAUGACUUUACCACAGAGGAUAUAGAGACAUGGCUGAAAUGUGAUGAAAAGGCCUCCCAAUUUGCUGUUUUGUCAGAUGAAGAAAUUAUAAGCAUGGCAAACAGUAACUCAGAUGAACCUGAGCGAGACAAUGGAUUGGAGGACACUGAUGAAGACGAUGUAAUUGUUUCAGAAACCACUUUAAAAGAAGCGAUAGAGGCAUCAAGCUCAUUGCUGAAUUUCCUGGAUAGCCCUGGCUGCCCCGGAAUUACAGAGCAGGAUAAAAUUCAAGCUUAUCGCAUACAAGAAAAACUUAUAAAAGAAAAUUAUAAAUUGAAAAAUAUUAGACAAACAAUAUUACACGACUUUUUUAAGAAAUUGUAUUCUUCUUUUGCUUGA
Molecule: messenger RNA, 810 nt
Organism: Anastrepha ludens (Mexican fruit fly)
Lineage: Eukaryota; Metazoa; Arthropoda; Insecta; Diptera; Tephritidae
Product: jerky protein homolog-like
Exons: 3
Coding region: 1-810 (269 amino acids)
Molecular function (GO): nucleic acid binding
Source: RefSeq, a predicted model, not a curated record